AUGAUUAAAAAACCCAGAAGACAGACAAUAACGAGGAACUUGAGAUCCAGGCGGAUAAAAAUUAUACCUACCUCUAGUUCAUUCAAACCGAAAAUCAACAAACGUCGUCGUCGGAAAAUUAACCAAAGAGAAAGGUCGCCUGUUGAGAGCGAGGCUUCCUCAGAUAGUGCCCACGAUGAAACCCAGCAUGAUGAUCUUGUUCACAAGGUCAAGAAUUACGAGUCAACAAUUGCUGCUUUGAAAGGGAUGGUAGAUAAAGCAAAGCAGGAAAAGUUAGCUAUAUCACAGAGGAAGAUCAAGAUGGAAGAAGCCAUUUCGAAUCGAACGCGGGGUAAAACUCUAUUGACAAGCAGUGCAGAUCUGCAUGUGGAUGACAGAAGAGAAAGUAGACCAGAGGACCGCCCGUUAACAGACAAUGAAGACGAAGGUAUUUAUGAAAUUGAAGAGGCGGAUUUCCGGGAAUAUGAUAACGACAGUAGCGUGGACAUUCGAAAUGAGGAAGGAGGAAACACGGGACUCUUUACUCCACCACAUUCAACCUCUCAUCAUCCCUCGCGCGCAAGACAUCGAUAUCAGCCCUAUACUCUUUCCAAUAGAUUAGGCAUGAUAGAGCAGAACUUGCAGAGAGUGAGCUGGAAGACUCACGAAAGUACUGAUCGAAUAUCGCGGUUAGAAAACAAGUAUCAGAAAUUGGCCACCAAACUCAACUCCCAGGAAACAGAGAGUUUAAAGGAAGAAAGACAGGAACGAAGGGAGAGAAAUAAAGAUAACAAAGCUCGAGAAGAAAACGGUGUCAAGGCAUUGGUGGUUCUGGCUGCCUUUGGUUUUGGGGCCGGUAUUGCAACCAUGAACAUCGGGCGGGCGCUGGCAACUGGAUUUAGUAUUUGA
This is a messenger RNA of Paraglomus brasilianum, 888 nucleotides long. The record is from the annotation of a GenBank genome assembly. NCBI's taxonomy places the organism in Eukaryota, Fungi, Glomeromycota, Glomeromycetes, Paraglomerales, Paraglomeraceae.